GGGGCUGUCAGCGGGGCGCGCGAAGGCGGUCGGCCGCCACGCCGGGAGCGAGGCGCGGCUCUGCCGGGCGCAGCCGCCGGCCCGGGCCGGGCAGCAUGAAGUGCCUGGUCACCGGCGGCAACGUGAAGGUGCUCGGCAAGGCCGUCCACUCCCUCUCCCGGAUCGGGGAAGAGCUCUACCUGGAGCCCCUGGAGGACGGGCUCUCUCUCCGGACCGUGAACUCCUCCCGCUCUGCCUAUGCCUGCUUCCUCUUUGCCCCGCUCUUCUUCCAGCUGUACCAGGCGGCCACCCCUGGUCAGGACCCGCUGCGCUGUAAGAUCCUGAUGAAGUCGUUCCUGUCCGUCUUCCGCUCGCUGGUGACGCUGGAGAAGACGGUGGAGAAGUGCUGCAUCUCCGUGAGCGGCAGGAGCAGCCGCCUGGUGGUCCAGCUGCUCUGCAGAUACGGGGUGAGAAAGACUCACAACCUGUCCUUCCAGGACUGUGAGUCCCUGCAGGCUGUCUUCGACCCCGCCUCGUGCCCCCACCUGCUCCGCGCCCCGGCCAAGGUUCUGGGGGAGGCCGUCCUGCCCUUCCCCCCCGCGCUGGCUGAAGUGACGCUGGGCAUUGGCCAUGGGCGCAGGGUCCUCCUGCGAAGCUACCAGGAGGAGGAGGCAGGUUCCUCUUGUUCCUGCCCCACAGACAGCGCCCUCAAGGCCAUGGUGACUGAGAUAAGCAUUGGGCAGGAGGACUUCCAGCAGCUGCAGGCCGAAGAAGGGGCGGCCAUCACCUUCUGCCUCAAAGAAUUCCGGGGGCUCCUGAGCUUCGCGGAGUCAGCGAACUUACCUCUCAGCAUUCACUUCGACGCUCCCGGCAGGCCAGCCAUCUUUGCCAUCAAGGACUCUCUGCUGGAUGGCCACUUUGUUCUGGCUACGCUCUCGGAGCCAGCCCCGAACUCCCAGGACCUGCACUUCCCGGAGCCCUGCCGGCCAGCGCCUCCGCCCCACAGCCCCUCCCAGCUGGAUGACUUUGCCAAUGACGACAUUGACUCUUACAUGAUCGCCAUGGAAACCACCGUGGGCACCGAGAGCUCAAGAGCGCUCCCCUCCAUCUCCCUCUCACCCGGCCUCCAGGGCCCCUGCAGCUCUGAAGAGGAAGAGGAAGCUGAGCAGAGCACCGUGCCUGGGACCCCCCCACCCAAGAAGUUCCGCUCCCUGUUCUUCGGCUCCAUCCUGGCCCCCGCACACUCCCCCCUGGGCCCCAGCCCUGUGCUGGCUGAGGACAGUGAGGGCGAAGGCUGACUGAGGACCUCGUCUGUGCCCAGAGCCCUGCACUGGAUGGAGCCACAGCCUCCCACCUCAGCGGCAGAGCUGGGUGUCCGCCCUGGCGGUUGGUAAAGGUGCGCUGGAGCUGAGCUGGCUGGUCCUGCUGCAUCCCCAUGCCCUCAGGAGGCUCUUGGUAACGGGCCCCCAACCCAUCAUGUCCCCCUAUCAAUCAUGUCUGUGUGGAGGGGAGGCAGCCUGAUAGGGGGUCACACCUUAUUCCAACCUUGUGGUCAAGGCUGGGCGCCUGGCUUCCUUAAAUCACAGUGGGGCUGCUGGCCCCUUGAUCAGCCGUUUCUGACAAUCAUGACUGUCCCUCUUCCAAUCUGGGCACAUCUCUGGGAUGUCUGAUGACUGGCUGACAGUUCUGCGUUUUUAAUAUCUCUUGGCUCUCGCUGGGAAUUCUAGGAGGCCUGUGGACCUAACGGGGCCCCAUGCCCAGCUAGCCAGCCCUCGCAAGCGGCUCUGGGCAAAGGAGUGCCAGGCCCACUGUUGGGACAAGGGAGACAGGCCAGGGCAGGGAUCCAGCUUUGACCUUUAUUCAAGAGACCAGAUGGGUGGCCCAGGAUCCGGCUGCCAGCCCUGAGGCCAAGCAAGGCUGGAGACCCACGAUCUGGCCCUGCUUUGCCCUGAGCUUCAGCCUCAGCCCCAGGAUCCUGCUCGCAGCCACCGAGGCACAGGCAGAGGGAGCCCUGGGGGCUUGGACACUGCUACUGAUUCAUUAAAAA
Messenger RNA from Pipistrellus kuhlii (Kuhl's pipistrelle), 2026 nucleotides. RefSeq names its product RAD9 checkpoint clamp component A (gene RAD9A). The record is from RefSeq and is a predicted model, not a curated record. NCBI's taxonomy places the organism in Eukaryota, Metazoa, Chordata, Mammalia, Chiroptera, Vespertilionidae. Gene Ontology annotation, cellular component: checkpoint clamp complex. Bases 96 to 1277 code for a protein of 393 amino acids. The transcript has 11 exons. Gene Ontology annotation, biological process: DNA repair; mitotic intra-S DNA damage checkpoint signaling; DNA replication checkpoint signaling.